Messenger RNA from Pterocles gutturalis (yellow-throated sandgrouse), 1708 nucleotides. RefSeq names its product protein phosphatase 1 regulatory subunit 12B-like. NCBI's taxonomy places the organism in Eukaryota, Metazoa, Chordata, Aves, Pterocliformes, Pteroclidae. The annotation marks the transcript as partial. The transcript has 13 exons. The record is from RefSeq and is a predicted model, not a curated record. Gene Ontology annotation, molecular function: protein binding; enzyme inhibitor activity; phosphatase regulator activity. Gene Ontology annotation, cellular component: A band; cytoplasm; Z disc.
GCUCUUGAUCCAAGCGGGGUUUAAUUUGAACGUCCAGGACAACGACGGCUGGACUCCGCUGCAUGCUGCUGCGCACUGGGGGGUGAAGGAAGCCUGCUCCAUCCUGGCCGAGGCGCUGUGCGAUAUGGACAUCAGGAACAAGCUGGGCCAGACGCCAUUCGACGUGGCUGACGAGGGACUGGUUGAGCAUCUAGAAAUGCUGCAGAAGAAACAGACUGUGUUGCGAAGUGAGAAGGAGACGAGGAAUAAGCUAAUUGAAGCUGACAUGAAUGGCAAGCCUCAGAGCGGACUCUUCCCCAACAAAGAGAAGAUUCUUUAUGAGGAAGACACGCUGAAGUCUGUGGAAAUGGAGGAAGAGAACAAGGACUCUAGCAGUUCUAGUUCCGAAGAAGAGGAAGAAGCUGAAGAAGAUGAAGUUUCAGAAUCAGAUGCCGAAAAGGAGACAGAAAGGAAGCAAGAGCCCUUUGCCAACCACUCCAGCCACGAAACCAGGCCCAGCAUCACUGAGCAAAUACCACCGCCCGAGCCCAACUCCUUCACUGCCUCUGCCAGAAGGUUCAGUUGGCUCAGCAAGACAGAGGAGCAGAAGGAUGAGUCACCUGCGUCGUGGCGGCUGGGACUACGGAAGACUGGCAGUCACAACAUGUUGAGUGAAGUCGCUGCUACUCGUGAGGCGCAGAGAGAUAAGACUUCUUCUAUCUAUCGUUCUUCAUCAAGUCCCCGGAUAUCUGCGUUAUUAGACAACAAAGAAAAGGAUAAAGACAACAAGAGCUAUCUUGCCACAAUAGCCCCCAGAAGACUCAGCAGUACAAGCGAUAUAGAAGAAAAAGAAAAUAGAGAAUCGGCCGUUAACCUCGUGCGGAGCGGCUCCUACACUCGGCAGCCGUGGAGGGAUGAAUCAAAGGGAAACGAAGCUCCCCAUUCUGGUGCACCUACUACCUACGUAUCUACCUACUUGAAAAGAGCCCCUUUCAGGCAACAAACUGAUUCUACUGUAGAGAAAAAUACAGAGGGCAUCUCUGCUAGCACCCCCCUAGGUGUAAUCACAAACCGUGCUGUACUCGGCUCUGCUAACGGUAUUGCGAAUGCCGGUGCUGCCUCAACCCCGGGAAAGGACGGCUCGGCUGAGGAGGCCAGGGAGCGCAGAAGGUCAUAUCUGACUCCGGUGCGGGAUGAGGAAGCAGAGUCGCUGAGGAAGGCACGAUCCAGGCAGGCCCGGCAGACUCGCAGGUCUACCCAGGGUGUGACGCUGACAGACCUUCAGGAGGCAGAGCGGACCUUCAGCCGGUCGCGGGCAGAGCGGCAAGCUCAGGAACAGCAAAGCGAGAAAGCCGAGAGCGCCGAGCCUGCCGAGGAGAGUGGCGAGAGGCAGGAGACCCGCUCACGGUGGAGCCGAAAUCCCGAGGAGGAGACUGUCUAUCGGCGACUAAGGUGCCCAGUACAACCAGACAAACCUACAACACCGGUAUCUCCCUCGACGUCGGCACCUCUCCUUUACACAAGUUCCUACCUGACUCGAACAAAUAAGUAUCUAGGUCUUGACUCUGUGAAUCCAGCAGACUUCAGGGGUUCAGCCACAGAGAUGGAGAAAAAUGAGUGCGAAGAUCAGGAUUUAGACGACAGAUCUCUGAACAAGCAGUCAAUCCGGGAGAGGCGGCGGCCAAAAGAGAGGCGAAGAGGCACUGGAAUAAUUUUCUCAACAAAAGAU